Molecule: messenger RNA, 1415 nt
Organism: Papaver somniferum (opium poppy)
Lineage: Eukaryota; Viridiplantae; Streptophyta; Magnoliopsida; Ranunculales; Papaveraceae
Product: protein MIZU-KUSSEI 1-like
Exons: 1
Coding region: 83-1069 (328 amino acids)
Biological process (GO): hydrotropism
Source: RefSeq, a predicted model, not a curated record
GUCUAGCUAGCCAAUAAUCACCUCUUUUCUCUCCCUCCCUUUGUGAUCGAUCGUAAACUUCUUGGGCCCUAUAUUAAACAAAAUGAAAUCAGAAGAAGUUAUUAGGUUGCACAGAAACAAUAGUAUCAUCAGCUCAAGAAGCCAUACUCAUAAUAAUCAUAAAAUCAUUCCAUACAAUUAUAUCAUGAGUCGAUCAUCUUCGUCAUCAACAACGACAACAAGAACAUCAAACUCAUCAGCAUCAAUUAAUCAUCAAUACCAAUAUUCCUACGACAUCGAUCGCGAUCAUAUUGAUUAUAAUUUCUCGAUACCAUCAUCAACUAAUACCGAGGCUUCAUUAGUCCCACGUAAAUCCGGAGGUCCUCAUCAUGCAAAACAGAAACUACCUAAUGUUACUAAGGGCGGACCCUUGACAUUCAUCUCCAUAAUCAGAUCAUUUUUCCGUUGCACCUCUAUCUGUAAACUAUUCCCUAGUUAUUCAUGUCAUUGGAUUUCCCUCCCUUCCAAAGUCUUAGCUAUUGCUCCAUCUUCAUCCUCACCAAAUUUAGGGCGUAAAUUUACGGGCACCCUCUACGGGCACAAGAAGGGCCACGUUAACUUUGCCGUUCAGCAUGACCCAAAAUCCGAACCUGUUUUAUUACUUGAAUUAGGAACCUCCACGGCCAUGCUAGUGAAGGAGAUGUCAUCCGGGCUGGUUCGAAUUGCGCUAGAAUGCGAGAAAAAACCAUCCGACCAAACUAAUGGGGGACGGGGCCGGUCCACCAGUAAGAUUUUUCAAGAACCUAUGUGGACUAUGUAUUGUAACGGAAAGAAAUAUGGGUAUGCGAUUUCCCGGACAUGCAGUGAAUCAGAUUGGCAUGUUUUGAAUACCAUUCAAACAGUUUCAGCUGGUGCCGGUGUAAUACCUAUGGAUAAAGCUCGGAUGGAGAAUUGGUCAGACGGAGAACUUAUGUACAUGAGAGCAAAGUUUGACCGAGUUGUGGGAAGUCGAGACUCUGAAGCGUUUUAUAUGCUGAGUCCGGAUGGAACUGGAGGACCGGAACUCAGUAUUUUCCUCCUCCGAAUUUGAUGGGUAUUAUUGCUAUAUUCCUUUUUUCUUUUUCUUUUUGAUUUUUAGCUAUGAUACGAGAAAAAACUAGUUUGUUUGCACUUUUUUUUUUCCUGCUAAGAAACAAAUUUUUCAUUGACAAAGAAGGAGGUUACAAGCAUUCACAAUCAGUUUUCUCUCAAAGUAGUUCAAAAAAAGAAGACAUGAAGACCAAGUAACUUUAACACAUAACUUCCUACCCCGGCGUGCAAGCCGGUCAGCAAAUUUAUUCAUAGCACGCUUAAUAUAUACAAGCUUCAAAGGAAAAAAAAAGAUACUAACAAUUCAAUAUGUUAUGUUACAUUAUCCUUUUUUAUUAUAAAUAGUG